Messenger RNA from Diospyros lotus (date-plum), 1196 nucleotides. RefSeq names its product protein CURLY FLAG LEAF 1-like. Lineage: Eukaryota; Viridiplantae; Streptophyta; Magnoliopsida; Ericales; Ebenaceae. Bases 338 to 889 code for a protein of 183 amino acids. The record is from RefSeq and is a predicted model, not a curated record. Gene Ontology annotation, molecular function: protein binding. The transcript has 2 exons.
UGGUCAGGAGUUGUGAUAACAAGGGAUGAUGACAAAAGACAAGUAAUGAGGUGAUCAUAUGGACAGGCAGGGAGGGAGGGAGGGUGGGUACAUGUUCAGGCCACCAGCAGUAUGAUCAGAGGGGAGGAGGAGAAGCAACACGCUGGACCCCUCUUCCACAUCUCUCAAUUCUUCCUUGUAUCUUAAUUCUCACACCCAAUUAAUUACCCCUUUCAUCGAGCUCUCUCUCUCUCUCUCUCUCUCUCUCUCUGUGCCUGAUUUCCCUCCCUAAUUUUGGGCUUGGUUCGUUUUUCUGUUUCGCAUAUUCUUCGUUUGGUGUUUCAGUUGGCGCUCUGCCAUGAAAGCUCCGGACAUGGAGGCCAUCACAGGUUCCUUGGAGAGGUCUCUCCGAAACUUUUCGCUGAACCAAAGCAGCGGCAGCCCCGCCGGAGAAGACGCCGGGAUUGUCAUCUCAGCCUCCAGUGAUGAUUCGCCGGAAAACCACUACUCCUCGCUCGGCGACGCCACCUUGGAGCUUAAUUCCCACAUCUCCCUCCCUUAUCACUGGGAGCAAUGCCUCGAUCUAAAGACUGGCGAGAUAUAUUACAUAAACUGGAGAAGUGGUAUGAGUGCGAAAGAGCGUCCGCCGGCCAUGGCGGAGUUGUACUUAUCGGAAGACGAUAGCUCGUAUGACAGCGAGGGAUCUUCGUCGGUGCCGGCGCCGGAAUCCGAAUCGAAGUCUGGAAACCAACAGCAUAAUGAACAGCAAGAGCGACAAGUACUGGUUGUGGCUGGGUGCAAGAGGUGUCUAAUGUACUUGAUGGUUCCCAAGCAGCUUGGAGAUUGCCCCAAAUGCUGCGGCCGACUCCUCCGCUUUGAUCCAUCUCAAGAUGUCUCUCCCUCUCCAUGAUAAGUUUCAAUCUUUGAGUUAUGCGCGUCGUCUCUCUCUCUCUCUCUCUCUCUCUCUCUCCUCCUCCUUCUGAUCCAUGUGUUCAUCUCAGAGAGAUUUUCAGGAUCUGGAUUGAUGAAAUGAAUCAAAUGACCAAUUUUGGCGUCCUAUGCAUCUUCGUUUCUGGGUAUUAAUCUGAUCGUUAAAUAGAACUCAUAGUACAGUGGCUUCUUUCUCAUUUAUGAAUUCCAUUUUAUUCUUCUGUCAGUGUCUGACAAGUAAGGCAGAGUUUUAUUGCUUUAUUGAAUAAUAUUGUUCGUUUUUUUUA